AUGUCGGAAAGUAGUAACCGUACAGAAAGCAGACCUUCUUCCGAACUGGCUCAUACGGAUUCAUUAGCAAGCUCAAUGGUUUCAAUGGAUACAGACGAACAUCACGAGCUGUACGAUCACAGGCGUCAGCCUGAUCAUUUACCGGUAGUUGCUGGUGUCGUCAGUGCUCCUAGUAAUAUGGAAGAUAGGUCAAGGGCAGGUUCAAGCGCCUCUUCAUCACGUCCACAGAUGGCGAAAAUUGGUUCACAUUUAGGUAGGCAAGGAACGCAGCCCCAACAACCCUCAGCACAGAGAAGGGCUUCCUUUGAUACUGAUAAUUCUCAGGCUUCAAGAGAUUCUCAAGAAACUGAAGAGGAUGUCUGUUUCCCCAUGCCGCCGCAGUUACAUACAAGAGUUAAUGGAAUCGAUUUCGAUGAUAUGGAAGAAUUUGCGAGAGAAUCUCAGCAGGCCAAUCAGAUGCUUAUGCGACAGAAUAGGGAUUUUGAAAAUAUGAGACAAGGUCUCGAACCGGUAACAAAUAGGAACAACACUGACGACCCCGCCGGCGGUAAUGACAACGAUGGUAGUGGUGACAAUAGAGUUGGCGGUAGCUCGACGUCGACAUUUGCCUCAAGUCCAAGUUCAUCUGCAGCUUUGAAAUAUACGCCAAGACCUGCUAUAAAGUCUGCUAUCAGUACCGGAGAAUAUAACAACAGUAACACACAGGCUCCUGGUAUAUCGUUUGGUAAUAACAAAGUCGAAGAAGAUGAAUUUGAUGUAAAGAAGGGAUCAGCACCUCCGGAAUAUGAGCUACAAGAGGAGCUCUACGAACCUGAAUUUGUUGCUCCCGAUAGAUUUUCAUUUUUUUCGUCAGAAAGUGAAGAAACUGUUCAUGCUACUAGUAUUCCAGGCCUAACUAAACCAGGCCAAGCCUUUGCAGAAUUGUUUCGUAAUGGUGAACCUACGUGGUGGCUAGAUUGCUCUUGUCCUACGGACGAUGAAAUGAGAUGUAUUGCAAAGGCAUUCGGAAUCCAUCCUUUGACUGCAGAGGAUAUUAGAAUGCAGGAAACCCGUGAAAAAGUUGAAUUGUUCAAAUCGUACUAUUUCGUUUGUUUCCAUACUUUCGAAAGUGAUCACGAAUCGCAAGAUUUCUUGGAACCCAUUAAUGUUUACAUCGUGGUUUUCCGUUCAGGUGUAUUGACGUUCCAUUUCGGUCCAAUUUCUCACUGUGCUAACGUGAGAAGAAGAGUUAGACAAUUGAGGGACUAUGUUAAUGUCAAUUCUGAUUGGUUAUGUUAUGCUUUGAUCGAUGAUAUUACAGAUAGUUUUGCCCCUGUGAUUCAAUCACUGGAGUACGAAGCCGAUGCUAUUGAAGAUUCGGUAUUUAUGGCAAGGGAUCUUGAUUUCUCCAGAAUGCUACAGAGAAUUGGUGAAAGUAGAAGGAAGACAAUGACCCUUAUGAGGCUUCUAAGUGGUAAGGCAGAUGUUAUUAAGAUGUUUGCUAAGAGAUGUCAGGAUGAAGCUAAUGGUAUUGGACCCGCCCUCACGUCUCAAAUUAAUAUCGCCAAUUUGCAAUCUGGUGGUAUUAAUAAUAACAAAAUUAACCACAAUUUUGCCAAUACGAUUCAGCCUAGAGGUGACAUUGCUCUUUAUCUUGGUGAUAUUCAGGACCAUUUGCUCACCAUGUUUCAAAAUUUAUCUGCCUAUGAGAAGAUUUUUUCAAGAUCUCAUUCCAAUUACCUGGCUCAGUUGCAAGUGGAAUCUUUCAAUUCCAAUAACAAGGUUACUGAAAUGUUGGGUAAAGUUACAACUUUAGGUACUAUGCUUGUUCCACUAAAUUUGAUUACAGGUUUAUUCGGUAUGAACGUCAGAGUACCAGGUGUUGAUGCGAAAGGCCUGGGUUGGUGGUUUGGUAUUUUGGGUGUUAUGAUCUUUUUAGGGAUAUCUGCAUGGUUCGGUGCUUCUUAUUGGAUUAAAAGAAUCGACCCUCCAAGGACUCUAAAUGAUGCUGCAGAAAGUGGUGCUAGAUCGGUUAUUUCAGGAUUUCUACCUCGUGGCCGUCGUGGUAAGCGUUUCGAUUCAAAUGGUCGCAAGGGUAAAUUGGGUCCAUCUGCUAACCGUUCGGUGGAAAGUCUGCCAUCGAAAUUGAGUCGUUACGAUUAA
Zygosaccharomyces rouxii is the source of this 2142-nucleotide messenger RNA. RefSeq names its product Mg(2+) transporter ALR1 (gene ALR1). Gene Ontology annotation, biological process: intracellular magnesium ion homeostasis; magnesium ion transmembrane transport. Gene Ontology annotation, molecular function: magnesium ion transmembrane transporter activity. NCBI's taxonomy places the organism in Eukaryota, Fungi, Ascomycota, Saccharomycetes, Saccharomycetales, Saccharomycetaceae. Bases 1 to 2142 code for a protein of 713 amino acids. The transcript has a single exon. The record is from RefSeq and is a predicted model, not a curated record. Gene Ontology annotation, cellular component: plasma membrane.